AUGGCCCUGUCUGAUACCAAAACAAUGUCAACUUUACUAUCCCCAAACACCACCGCUGUUCCGCUGCUGACCUCUUCGAGCACAAUAAGGGACAAUGUCACAACCAGGACGACACUCAUGACUGUUACCGUCCCGGCCAACGAGAGCAACAUCUACAAUACCACCGCAUUCUCAGAGGUGGUGAUGGAGGGCUCGGGGAUGGGAAUGGUGCUCGUGCCCUUUGGCAUAAUCACUGUCCUCGGCUUGGCGCUCACUUUAAUGCUGUACAUUCGGAAAAGGAAGCGUUUGGAGAAGCUGAGGCACCAGCUGAUGCCGAUGUACAACUUCGACCCUGCCGAAGAACAAGACGACCUGCUGGAACAGGAACUGCUGGACCACGGCCGGGAUGGCACACUUGCCGGUCCCAAUGCCAAGACUCUACGAACCUCGCAGGGGACCACCCAGAGACCCAGUCGCCUGGUCUUCACAGAUGUAGCCAAAGCUCUCAAUGCUUAA
Nerophis lumbriciformis (worm pipefish) is the source of this 495-nucleotide messenger RNA. The record is from RefSeq and is a predicted model, not a curated record. NCBI's taxonomy places the organism in Eukaryota, Metazoa, Chordata, Actinopteri, Syngnathiformes, Syngnathidae.